Messenger RNA from Notothenia coriiceps (black rockcod), 1211 nucleotides. It is a transcript of the gene fbxo16, whose product is annotated as F-box protein 16. Bases 1 to 921 code for a protein of 306 amino acids. Lineage: Eukaryota; Metazoa; Chordata; Actinopteri; Perciformes; Nototheniidae. The transcript is spliced from 6 exons. The record is from RefSeq and is a predicted model, not a curated record. Gene Ontology annotation, molecular function: protein binding.
AUGAAAGGGCCCAGGCUAUGCUCAGCGCCGACGCGGGUCGACACGAGAGGAACUGCCUCCGGCAACGGCGUCAUCCUGUCAACCAUGGUGAGCUGGAGCUGGAGGAGCUUGGUAGAGCUGGACCAGCUGUGGGGGCCAAAGUGUCUGAGGCUGGGCUGGGGCCUUACCUUCACCCCCACCCCCCUGGAGCAGGGGGUGUGGAAGAGACUCUACAUCCACUCUGUGCAGGAGCUGAGGCUCACCUCACUGCAGGCGUCCUCCCCCCAGCAGCAGUUGGAGGCUCCACAUGUCUCCUCCAUCAGUAAACCUGAAGAUCUGUCAGAGGCGGUCUUCAUCAGUAAGGGGGGGGGCAGCCUCCAUCAGCCAGCCUCCAAGAAGCAUCUCAAGGACGGGGAUAAGAAAGGAGAAGCAGCCUGCCCCCCACCCUGGAGAGACUCUGACAGACGUCCUGCAGACACUCUGCGCUUCAACUACCUCGACAACCUGGACCCCCCCGAGCAGGCUCUGAAAAUGCGGCGGAGGACCCCCAGACUCCCCACCUGCAGCAGCAGCACACCGAAGAAAUCCCCGUCCGAGACACACUACAAGCUACGCAAAGCCAAAUCGAUGAUGUUCCUCAGCUCCAACUGCAGACGACCUCCUCCUCCUCCUCCUCCUCCUCCUCCUCCUCUUUAUUACGAGACUCGACCCUCUUGGGCGUCUCCCAGUCACGACUACCCUGUCACCAAGGAGACGGUCAGCAGCCUGAUGCGCCUCGCCCAGUGGAAUGCAGGGAUGCGCCCGGGGCCGGUGAGGUGGGCGGGGCCCCGGCCCAGGGGGGAGGCGCUCAGGGCGUCCCAGCGCUCUCACAGGAGCCCCCCCAGUGUUCCCCUGUUUGAGGUUCUUCCCUGGACUGUGCCUUUCUCAAACACACACAGAUGAAGCUCAUCGCCUCCAUCAGGAACACGUAAAAGCUACAGCAUCAAAGGGUGGAGUUUAUAUAUUUCAACAUGUAAUGUCGGAUACAACUGCAAUCUCUUGGCAAGGUAUUGAGUAAGAACCGCACUGCUAGUGGCAGGCUGAAAAAAAAGCCAAUUAUUAAGAGUCAUUUUAACUCAUAUCAUAUUUGUUUUACAAUAUGUGAAAAGAACUCCAGAAAAAGAUUUACAGAGAACAAUUUGGGAAGAAAAACAGUGAAAAAAAUCAUCUUAAAGGAGACAGUACUGUAAAUA